AUGGGGUGUGUUCAAGGUAGGGGUUAUGGUUUCUCUCCCGAGAGGUUUGAGAGCAUGAAACUUGAUAAUGGUUAUAUUAAAGGACAACGACGACAACAACAACAACAGAAUAAGAGGGAUAUGAGUCGAAUUAGGGAGCAAGAAGGGAAUGGGAGAAAUAAUGGAGUUGAAGUAGAAAAGAGAAUUAUUAGUAGAGAUCAAAAGGAGAUGAUCAAAGGAAGGGAUGGAAUUGGAAAUGGAAAUAGAAAUGGAGUUGGAGUUAGAAUAGGAAAUGAAUUAUCAAAUAGAGGCACAAGGAAAAUGGAAGGAGAUGAAUUGGUGGAUGGAUGGCCAAAAUGGCUAGUUGAUAACAUUCCUAAAGAGGUUUUGGUUGGUUUAGUUCCAAAGACUGCUGAUUCUUAUGAUAAGCUUGCUAAGGUAAGUUUCUCAACUCCUCCGAGGCUGAUUCAGGAUUCUAACUUACGUGUUCAACCUUUAAGAUUCUCAAUAGUAGGGCAAGGGACAUAUAGCAAUGUGUAUAAAGCAAAAGAUAGGAAGAGUGGGAAAAUAGUAGCCUUAAAGAAGGUUAGAUUUGAUACAUCAGAACCAGAGAGUGUAAAGUUUAUGGCAAGAGAAAUCAUAAUAUUGAAGAAAGUUGAUCAUCCAAAUAUUAUCAAGCUUGAAGGCUUAGCCACUUCAAGAAUGCAAUAUAGUCUUUAUUUGGUUUUUGAUUUCAUGGAAUCUGAUUUAACUAAACUUAUCAAUCGCACUGAAGGAAAACUCACUGUGCCUCAGGUAAAACGUUACAUGGAGCAGUUGCUCUUAGGACUCCAACAUUGCCAUGAGAGAGGGAUACUACAUAGGGAUAUUAAGGGGUCAAAUCUGCUAAUAGACAAAAAUGGGAUGCUCAAAAUUGCUGAUUUUGGGCUUGCAAAUUUUUACCAGACAGAGACAAAGAGGCCCCUGACAAGUAGAGUUGUGACACUUUGGUACAGAGCCCCAGAACUACUUUUGGGUUCAACUGAUUAUGGAGUUGGGAUUGAUCUUUGGAGUGCUGGUUGCCUUUUGGCUGAGAUGUUUGUUGGAAGGCCUAUUAUGCCCGGUAGAAAUGAGAUAGAGCAACUUCACAAAAUAUUUAAGCUGUGUGGGUCACCAGCAGAGGAGUAUUGGAAGAAAGUGAAGCCACCAACAACAUUUAGACCACCACAGAAUUACAAGCCUUGUUUUGGUGAAGUAUUUCCCAAUUUUCCUCAUUCUGCUUUUCCCCUUUUAUACACACUUUUGGCUGUGAAACCUCACUUCCGUGGCACUGCUGCUACUGCUCUUCAAAAUGAAUUCUUUAUAACAAGUCCAUUUGCAUGUGGGAUCUCUGAAUUGCCAAUCAUCAAAGUAGAAGAGGAUGGGCGGGGCCAAUUCAUUGAUAUCACAAGUAACACAUGGCUAUAUCUUUGA
Messenger RNA from Nicotiana tabacum (common tobacco), 1431 nucleotides. Lineage: Eukaryota; Viridiplantae; Streptophyta; Magnoliopsida; Solanales; Solanaceae. The record is from RefSeq and is a predicted model, not a curated record.